Mugil cephalus (flathead mullet) is the source of this 1627-nucleotide messenger RNA. It is a transcript of the gene tmed1b, whose product is annotated as transmembrane p24 trafficking protein 1b. Lineage: Eukaryota; Metazoa; Chordata; Actinopteri; Mugiliformes; Mugilidae. The transcript is spliced from 5 exons. The coding region runs from base 94 to 798 and encodes 234 amino acids. Gene Ontology annotation, cellular component: Golgi apparatus; endoplasmic reticulum; COPII-coated ER to Golgi transport vesicle. Gene Ontology annotation, biological process: Golgi organization; intracellular protein transport; endoplasmic reticulum to Golgi vesicle-mediated transport. The record is from RefSeq and is a predicted model, not a curated record.
CGCAACGUCGCAAAGUUCUGCUGCGGAAGAGGUGAUGCAAAGAAGGAGAUGGCUGAACUUAGAUAGCCCUGUGUGUGUGGGAAUACUUUCACCAUGGAUGCUCUCCGGGGGGAAGUGAGUCGCGGAGGACGGCGGCUUGUCCUCGCCGUACUCUUUCUUUGGUGUGUUGGGUCUGUGCGCGGUUUCGGACAGAACCAGGACAGUGAGUUCACGUUUCUGCUGCCAGCCGGAAGAGCCGAGUGCUUCUUUCAAACAGCAGUAAAGAAUGGUACGAUGGAGGUCGAAUAUCAGGUGAUAGCUGGUGCUGGUAUGGAUGUAGACUUCACCAUCAUCUCCCCUCAAGGCAUCCAGCUCGUAGCUGAGUCUCGCCGCUCCGACGGAGUCCACGUGGUGGAGCCCACGGUGGAGGGAGACUAUGAAGUCUGCUUUGACAACAGCUUCAGUCGCUUUUCGGAGAAGAUGGUGUUCUUUGAGAUCAUCAUCGAGGGACAAGGGGGAGAUGUGGGUGGGGACGAUGAGUGGGCAGGUUUGGAGGAGCCUGAUGGAAGCCUCCUUGAAUACAAGUUGGAAGACAUCCGGGAGUCCAUGGACUCUCUGCACAGACGCCUGGAGCGCAGCCGGCAGAUGCAGACGGUGCUGCGAGCUUUUGAAGCGCGGGACCGCAACCUCCUAGAAGAUAACCUCUGGAGAGUCUCAUUCUGGUCGUGUGCCAGUGUGCUGGUGAUGCUGUGUGUGGCCCUUACCCAGGUCUACACUGUCCGUAAACUAUUUGACGACAAGAGGAGGGUCUGCACCUAGACGCGUUAUUUUGCAGUCCUAAGUGAUGGAGGAAGUCCAGCACUGGAAGUUGUGUUGGCUUUGAGGCUAUAUAUUUGUGAGCAAUAGUGAAACAUUAUUAGACCAUUAAGGGUGACACAAUUAUGCGAGUGUGAAAGUUCAUGUUGGUUAUGCCAUUUCAUUUAGUGCCUUUUAAUGUCAGAUUUUACCACAGACCAAUGAGGGAAUGCAUGUUGUACUCGAACUGCUGUUAAUCACUUCUGAAACUGGUUAGAGGUGUUUUUCACUGAAGGUAACAUCAGUAAAGGUCAGUUAAGUGACGCCGUGUAGAAAGGAACUUAAAGUUCGCCAGGUUUACAAGGGAUAGCAAUGUGCAAUAGUGAUGCUGGCGUAUUUGUUCUUGUUAUCUUGACAUUGUAAGACCUAGCGGUAUAUAAGUGAUAUUAAAUUGUGACCAGUCCAGACGUUACAGCCUCAUUGCUGGUGGGAAGUUACUGAUUUCUUUUCAUGUGCCAGUGUAACUCCAUGGGGACAAAUAACAGUGCAGUUCAAGAAAGAAGAGAAGACUUCCAGUGUGAUUGUGUGAUUCAUAAUUCUGCACUUGUGAAUUCUCCUGACAAAUAUGUGGUCAGUACAUGAAUGUCAUUUCAUUUAUGGAUCAGGAUCAUUCACUAUGAACGUACUGACAUUUUGCUGUGUGUUUGUGUGUUUCUGACUUCUCUCAUUUUGUGUUUUAGACGAUCAAGCUCGCAUUCAUUUGCCAAAAGAAUGUAAUUAUGAUUAUACUCGAGAGUUUUUUUUUAAGAACAGACAUUGUUGAUCACAAUAAAAAACAUUUUUACACAGAGAA